AGCCGACAUUUCAAGUGUCAAUAGCAUUUGUCAUCGGCUAGCCCUGCUAAAGUAACUUCUUCCCGUAUUCAUUCAACUCCGAGGCGCAUCUGUUCGAAAAUUUUCGAUAAAAAUGUCAGCAGACGCAGCGAAAACGCAAAAGCAAAACGAGAAAAUCUUUGCAGAAUUCCAAGCUCUCAGAAAUGAACAGCGGCACCUCGCAAACAAUUUGAGCACGCUCGAAAUGGACCUCAAAGAACACAAAUCUGUGAUUGAAACACUCAAAACAAUUGACGAAAAUCGUAAGUGCUUUCGGCUAAUCGGCGGCGUCCUUUGCGAGCGCACCGUAGGGGCCAUCCUGCCGCAGUUGAUAGAGAACAAGGAGCAGCUCGAGAAGACCAUCAGCAUAGCGACAGAGCAACUGACGAACAAAGGCCUCGAAUUGAACCGGUUCAAGGAGGAGCACAACAUCCGCAUCCGAGGUCAGGAACCCGCGAACAGUCAAGCAAAGCAGGACAGUGACAAAGUUCCGGAGGAGUCGCAGGGCAACCGGAACGUUUUAGUGGUUAACAACUAGUAGGCGCGUCUCCUCCCCACUCGAGCUUAGGCCCGGCCGCUGGCUGCCGAUCAAAUCUUUCGCGUUCGUCGUUCUUUUCGAACCUCUUCCUUCUUGUGCUAUUUAUUCAUCAACGUUUCUUUCUAUUUUAUAUUUUCGCCUCUGAGCCGGAAGCGCGGAAUGGAUUUAUCUUUUUUAAUCGUUUAAUAUCGCAUUUCUCAUAUCGUUGAAGGAGGUUUAAGUUAUGAUUUAAGAAUGUUUCACAGAAAGUAAUAAGUAAUGCAAGACUUAUACCCAAAACUCACAUAAAUCAAGAGCUAACACUCA
Hermetia illucens (black soldier fly) is the source of this 862-nucleotide messenger RNA. It is a transcript of the gene Pfdn2, whose product is annotated as probable prefoldin subunit 2. The record is from RefSeq and is a predicted model, not a curated record. NCBI's taxonomy places the organism in Eukaryota, Metazoa, Arthropoda, Insecta, Diptera, Stratiomyidae. Gene Ontology annotation, molecular function: protein folding chaperone. The transcript is spliced from 2 exons. Gene Ontology annotation, cellular component: cytoplasm; prefoldin complex. Gene Ontology annotation, biological process: protein folding. The coding region runs from base 113 to 556 and encodes 147 amino acids.